Molecule: messenger RNA, 979 nt
Organism: Struthio camelus australis
Lineage: Eukaryota; Metazoa; Chordata; Aves; Struthioniformes; Struthionidae
Source: RefSeq, a predicted model, not a curated record
AUGCAGGUCCCUGUUCUUCAAACAAACAAUAGUCCCAGUCUAAUAGGAUUAAUUACCAUAGCUGCCCAUUUAGUUAAACAGGCUAAGAAGGAAGAACUGCUUGGAAGUACUGCAGAAGAGAAAGCUGUUGUUCAGCAAUGGUUGGAAUACAGAGUGACUCGAGUGGAUGGGCGCUCUAGUAAAGAAGAUACUAGAAUAAUUCUGAAGGAUCUUAACACGUAUCUUGAAGAUAAAGUCUACCUUGCAGGAAACAGUUUUACCUUAGCAGAUAUUUUGAUGUACUAUGGACUGCAUCCUGUCAUGGUUGACCUCACAGUGCAAGAAAAGGAGAAAUACCUUAAUGUGUCUCGCUGGUUCAACCAUAUUCAACACUAUCCUGGUGUCCGACAACAUCUGUCUAAUGUCAUCUUUAUCAAGAAUAGAUUAUAUACUAAUGCUCAUUAAGGAAAAGUUUAAUGUCGUGCUGGAAGGGCGAUUGGGAAUUCAGACGUUAUACUGUCCAAAACCACUAACUUGCAAGUACUGGUUUGUAACAUUCUGUAUGUGAACCAAAACUGUUGAUGCCUCAGAUAAUAUUGCAUUGAAUAGCUGUUGUUUGUCAAGAGUUCAAACUAGUAGAAGAAUUAUAUCAUGUAUCUGAUUAAAUUCAAAAAUGGUGGAAAGAUGGAAAUUGAGCACCAGUUUUUAAUUCACUAUUUUUUUAAAAACAAAAUGUUCUUUUAGUCAGAUUUGACUGUAAUGGUGUGGUUUUUGAUGUAGGAAAGAGCUGUUUCUUUUCCUUCGAUAUUCGCUCCUUUUACUAUUUAUUGAAUUUUUACAUCUGUCUUUCAUUAUUUUCAUUUUAUUUUCCAUGGAUGUUUACACUAGUUUUAUAAAAGUUAAGAGCUAUAUUGUGUGCCAAGGAUGUGAAAAAGGGAACAUGCAAAUGUUACAAAGUAUUUAUGUGACCUAAUAAAUUAUUUUAAAACUCUAGUCUUAA